AAGGGAUGUACCCUGUACAAAAUGAGGUGGAAGCUGAAUUUGAUUUGUACUGGUUGAAGGCUUAAUCAUAUUGUGGAUUUAUUAUAUUUACGGAACGACCUCUUGUAAACUCAGUUCCUGUAAAUACGUGGAACAAGUAUGGGUGGAAAUAAGUUGAAGAGUUAGGGAAAAGAAAAUCACUUUUCAUCCUAUAUGCAGUCUCAGGAAUAACACUCAUUUGGUUGGAUAUGAGAUGAUCUUUGUUGGAAUGAGCAAUGUUUCUCCUUUUGUAAAUGGCAUUGGAGAAGACGAUAUUUUUAAGCAACAAGACCGCUGCUCCUGGACUCAUUUGGGCUUUCUGACCUUUUGAAGUACAGAAUAUUCCCACAAUAUGAUUUGAGAAGUCACCAAAAAAGUCAAUAAAAUGUGAGGAGUAUGAUUGAAGAGAAAUGAAGCUAUGGAAAAUGGAACUGAGAACAAAGGGACACCAGACUGCAUUGUGAACAGCUCCAUUAAGGAGUCUUCUGAUGUCUAUUGCAUUGCAGGGAACAGAAACAAGAUGAAGUUCUGUGAAUCCAAUCCCUACCAGACGAAAUUCAGUGACAGUGAUGGCAGCAGUGAGGCGGAUGAAAAAACCCGAGUGGUUACCUUCUUUAGUUCCCUUUUUAAAAAAACAAGAGCUUUUGGAUCUAGAAAAAGGCCACAUUCAUUGAUUGUUUUCAGAGAAAGCUCCAAGCAGAAAACAAAAUUAUCCUUCUUGGACAGGCUGAAAUCAUUCAAAAGGUUUAAGUCAAUGGAACUCUUCAGGCUCCAAUUUACAAGAAAUUUAAGACGAAAGACCUCUAAAAUCUGGAGUAGAGAGAAGAGAGGCAUGCCAAAUGGUUCCUCAACAUGCAAGCAAACAUUAGAUGAAGGAACUUUUAGACAUACCUAUGCAGGGGAUCUGCAAGAUUUUGACACAGCUGGAGACUCAAACCUAAUUACUUGUGCUCUAGAAAAUAUUAGCAUUGAAGAAGAACAGCCAGUUAACAAGAGUUGGAAGAAUAUACAACAAUACUUCAAAAGUUCAAAUAGAAAAACGUUUGACCCAAAUGUAACAAGUUGUUGUAAUACAAUAACUAUCUUUCCAGAGGAUACGAGAAAUAAAUAUACAAAAAUCUCACAAGAAUAUAAAGGGAGCAGAAGAAUUGAUGUUUUAAAUUACUUGAAAAAGAUGUCAGGUAAAAAGAAACUUACGGAGAAGACUGCAGGCCACAGCUGCCGAAACUCAGAUGGACUAGUAGACUCGGCAUCUAUCAAACAAGAAUACGACCUAAGCUAUUCAGAAAAAUCAAGCAGGGUAAGAGAUAGGAAGCACUUGUUGAAAGCCAUUGAUUUCAGCAAAGUCAUUAAGGUAAUCAACAGAGAAAGUAAACAGAACAAUUUUAUUGACACCUACACACAGUUUGAGGAGACUCCUCAGUCCAGUCCCAGCAAUCGUAACCGAGACCUUCCCCCUAUCCCGAUCAUUCCAGAGACUGAAAACGGGAAGGCUAUCUCACUGUCACAGACUUCUCUCACCCCAGACUCUGGAUUGUGUAACUCCCUUAGCCAAUCCAGUCUGUCCGAAAGUCUACAGCUGCAUGAAAUAACAAGGGCAGAAAUUUCUGUACAGCGAUGCAAUUCCGAACUACUUGACUCCUUCACUCCUAUUUCCUCCCUAUGCGAUGAGUGGAAGAUGCCAGAGCUACUGCCGACUUGUCAAACUACAUCUGAAGGCAUCCACUGUCAAGAGGCUCCAGAGUUCCAGAGUGUGGCUACUGAACCAAAGGCAGAGAUUCAGUCAAAGGAUGUUUCUGCAAAGGAGAAAGUUGAUGGGCUGUCUCAUGAUGAAGAAACCAGAGAAUCAGAAGAAACAAAGAGUAACCAAACAAAUGCAGACUGUGGAAAGUUGCCACGCCCUGUGUCAGAUUGUGGUCUUCUUAGUGACUGGCAAAGCAUAAUCUUAAAUGAUGGCUCGCCUAUCAUAGCAGAAUUCAGCAUGAAACCUAAAGUGCCGGCAGAUUCGACGGGAGCCGAAAAUGGAAUUUGUAGCAAUUCUUCACCAGCCAUGAAGAUAAGACUUAGGAACAAACGUGCUAGGCAAAGACCUUUCUCUGUGAUAGAUGGAGCAUCUCUUGCUGGACAUUGUGAGAAGACAAUCAAUCUUCAUCAACCAGCAACUUGCCGCCCACCACCACCACACCAUGUUCCACCUUUCCGGGCAGUUUCCCAUAGUAUCCAGCCUCUCCACUUGUCCCAAAGCACGCCAAUUGGACUUGAUCAGGUUGGGUGGAAAAGCCAAAUGUUAGCAGUAACAGCUAAUGAUGCAAGUAGAUUGGAGAUGACAAGAAUCCAUGAAAGCAGUACAAGUAUUAAAGACUAUGGUUUCUGUCAUGACAGUGGCAGGCCUCUGAAGCAUGGCGCGGAGCAGCUGCUAGUGAAUAAGCUGAUCAGUGGCGGUUAUAUUGUCAGUGCUGAGGCAGUAUGGGAUCACGUCACAAUGGCCGACCGUGAGUUGGCAUUCAAAGCAGGGGACGUUAUUAAAGUCCUCGAUGCCUCUAACAAGGAUUGGUGGUGGGGACAGAUUGAUGAUGAAGAAGGCUGGUUUCCAGCCAGUUUUGUGAGGCUUUGGGUGAAUCAGGAAGACACUGUAGAUGACGCCAGUAGCGAGAUUCAAAAUGGACAUCUGGACCCGAACUCUGACUGCCUGUGUCUUGGCAGAAGCAUCCAGAACAGAGACCAGAUGAGAGCAAAUGUCAUCAAUGAAAUAAUGAGCACAGAAAGGCACUACAUUAAGCACCUGAAGGACAUCUGUGAGGGGUACCUCAAACAAUGCAGAAAGCGCAGGGACAUGUUUAGUGAUGAACAGCUGAAGGUCAUUUUUGGAAAUAUUGAAGACAUUUAUAGAUUUCAGAUGAGUUUUGUCAGAGACCUGGAGAAGCAGUAUAACAAGGAAGAUCCUCACCUGAGUGAAAUUGGACCAUGCUUCUUAGAACAUCAAGACGGAUUUUGGAUUUAUUCAGAGUACUGUAAUAAUCAUCUAGACGCAUGCAUGGAGCUGUCUAAGCUGAUGAAGGAUGGCAGAUAUCAGCAUUUUUUUGAGGCUUGUCGUCUCCUGCAGCAAAUGAUUGACAUUGCCAUCGAUGGUUUUCUCCUUACACCUGUGCAAAAGAUCUGCAAAUACCCACUGCAACUUGCAGAACUGCUCAAGUAUACAGCGUUGGAACAUAGUGACUACAGAUAUGUUGCUGCAGCUUUGGCAGUCAUGAGGAAUGUGACUCAACAAAUCAAUGAACGCAAACGGAGGUUGGAAAAUAUUGACAAGAUGGCUCAGUGGCAAGCUUCAGUCCUCGAUUGGGAGGGUGACGAUGUUCUGGACCGGAGCUCUGAAUUGAUAUACUCUGGGGAAAUGAUGUGGAUCUACCAGCCUUAUGGACGGUAUCAGCAGAGGACUUUUUUCCUCUUUGACCAUCAACUGGUCAUGUGUAAAAAGGAUUUGAUACGACGGGAUAUCCUUUACUACAAAUGCAGAAUUGAUAUGGACAAGUAUGAAAUGAGUGACAUUGUCGAUGGAAGAGAUGAUGAAUUUAAUGUUAAUGCCAAGAAUGCCUUCAAACUAAAGAACAAGGAGACAGAGGAAGUGCACUUAUUCUGUGUAAAGAAGCCAGAAGAAAAGCAAAGAUGGUUGCGAGCACUUCAAGAAGAGAGGAGGAUGGUUCAAGAAGAUGAAAAGAUAGGGUUUGAAAUCUCGGAGUAUCAGAAGAGGCAAGCUGCAAUGACCGUAAGAAAAGUCAGCAAACAGAAAGGAGUGAACAACACAAGGUCAUUACCUCCCACAUACCCAGCACCACCUGAUCCUCUUCAUCAGAGGAACUUCAUGCUCACUGAUGGCAUACCUCAGGGGUCAAUGUAUGAACUGACGGAGCCUAAACGCAGUCAGUCUCCCUUCUGGCAGAACUUCAGUAGGUUAACACCAUUUAAAAAGUAACAGGCCAUGUUGUUUGGGAGGACCUAGCCGGUGACAUGUCCUUGGCAGUUAACAACAAAGUGUGGACCAACAAACCAUGUUUGGAUCAUGGAUCUAGCUGAUCUAAACAUCUGCUGAUACCUUUCCUGCUGAGCCUUGGUUCAAAACAACAUUUUAUCGAAUUAUUUCUUAAUGUGAUUCAACUGUUCAUAAAACAUAUAAUAUAUGACAACAGAAAGUCAGAAAGGAAAACUGAAAUUCAUUGCAUUACAUCAUUUGUGAUUAUGUGAAUCUAGAUUUGCUCCUUAGUGUACUGUAUUGCAGCUGUAUACACGCAGGCACAGACACAGACACAAAUACAAAUGCAGAUAGACACAGACAGACAGGAACAUACAGUUUCACACACGUUCAUAUACACGCAUCUUGCUUCUGUUGUUCUAAAAGCUUAUUACAUAUAUACUGAGAGUGACUGUUUUGUUGCUUGAUCAGUUUUACAUAAACUACUUACAGAUAUUUUAAUGAAUAAUUAUCAUAAACAUGCUUUUGAUUAUUUAAUAUAUAACCAUGUGCUGAUAUGAUAUGUUGUACUGAAUGAACAGUUCAAACUCUUUUUGAAGAACUUAGGAAUAACUCACACCAUUUCCAUCAGUAUCAAUGGAGUAUGUAAUUAUUCAGAAAGUAAGAGUUAAUUGACAGGGCCAAUCCUUUACCAUCAUUGUCCUUAGUUGGUUUAGAAGCCAACUGAUUUUGACAGUACAACAAAAUCUUUCAACAGAAUGGAUAUAUAACUAUAACCUUUUGACCAGAGAACCAAUUGCUUAAUAUAAUUGACAUUCUUUGUUAUGUUUUGGUCCAAGUUUGUUGCAGUGUUACACUUAACAGUUAAUAAGGCUUAAUAACUAAUCAAGUUGUAUUUUAACUCUUUAAAAUUGAGUUGAAAGGCAUAAUGUACCACCAACAGUUAUUUGUUGUUAUCAGUUAAUACGUACUUCACCUUAUGGAUCUUUGGACAUUUACUAAUCCUUCCACAGGAAUAGCAUUAAUCAUCUGAUCCCAUGUGGUUUCUCUACAAUAUCUUUGGACUACUUUAGCUGAAAUGUUUGCAAUUCAUUGGAGUUCUGUGGAUUGAACAGUGCACAACAUAGAUUGUAAACUAGGUUAUGGAGGAACCAUUGCAAAUUAAGGAAUUAAGUUAUCUUUAACUGUUGUCCUACAAAAAUGUUUUGUGCCACUAGUGAUGUAAACAUUUGUUUUGUGAUGUGCUAAAAUUUCACUAUUUUGCAUUUCCAAUGCAUACAAUGAAAUCAUACAUGAUAUAAAAUGAUGAACUAGCCAAUCUUUUGAAAUGGACAUUUUUAUAGAACUACAGAGCUACUUUUCCAAUAACCAUAGCUAGAUAUUAUUUUCUAACAAUCUAAAUAAUUAAAUAUUUAUUAAAUUAGUGCCAAAAAUGUAGAAGCAAAUUCAACAAAGAUGAAAUUUGUUCGUAUAUGAUUAUGUACACAGGCACUUAGCUGCCAGCUGACAGAUUGUUUGUUCUGUGCUGUUCCUAUUUAAAGGCUGUUGAUGCCCUUAACAAAGGCAGUUAGCAAAAGUCCUGGUUAAUCUAAAAUGUUUUUUCUCAUACUAAAGUUAUAGGCCACCAGGAAUAUGUUAAUACUAUCCAUUUAGGGAGUUUAGUGGCUUGCUUUUUUCAUCUAUAUUGAAUUAUUUAAUUUCAUUGUAAUAGCUGUGGCCUCUGUCUGAUCAUAUUCAAGCUCUUUGCUCAGGUAACUUCUUGCAUGAUGUGCCAUAUAAAGUAGUGAUUGACUGGUACAUGGUUCUACAAGUCUGGUUUCCUGGUUUCUUCAGCAUCUGCCUCUACUGGUAAGAGUAACAAGCAGUGCCAACUUAUCAGUUGGAUCAAAUAUGCAUUGCAUUUAGUGAUUGACGAUGUAAAACACACCAGCAUUAUAUGUAACUCAUAUGAAGAAUGAGGCUCAUGUACCCAUUCUGGGUAGUUUGAGGCUCACCAGAUCAAAUCAAUGAAAUUUUUGUAGAGUACACUGUCAAGUGACUGUAUCGGUUGACCAAAAUAAUGCUCAUGGCAUCUUUUCUUACCAGUUGACCAAGAAUAUUGAACAGGAGAUUUCUCAGGGGAAUAUUGAUCAAAGUAAAAGUUAAGUUUGGAUAAAUACGUAGAUGGGAGGGGUAUGAAGGUCCAUGGUCCAGAUGCAGGUAGAUGGGGCUAGGCAGAAUGGAAUAGGUGUGUCAAAGAGCCUGUUUCUGUCUUGUAGUUCACUAUGACUCUGACUAGUAAUGCCAGUUUAUGGUCUUUACAAUAAGUAAUUAAAGGGUUGAGAAAGCCAGAUAGACCAAAGAGGUUCUCCAUUUUAGGUCCUGACUGACUAUAGCACCCUCCUCCAAUAUGUGGCCCGACUCAGAGAUUUCAAUUUCAGACGAGAAUGACUGUGUGAACAAACAGAAAUGCAAUGUGGUCCAUGAUCCCACUAGUUUCACAUGAUAGAGGGGCAGGGGAAUGGUGUCCACUGAAUCAACUACCACUCUGAUAGCAAAAUGACUGUAUCACUCAAUAGAAAGGAAGAAAAUUAAUGGAUGAGGAGAGGGUACCACAAUUAAGUUUCUGGUUAUCAUUAAGUUAGCUUUGGAUAUUUUGCUAAAUGCAUUCAUCUCUCUGUGAAGGAGGAACAAGAAGUACAUAUUGCCCUCAUGGAGUACAUUUGAGGUUUAGUGUGUGAAAUAAUGGUCUGAUACAAUACUAUGCUGUAGAGACAGGGUGCUAGGAAUGAUUCUUAGUCUGUGCCAAAAGAUUUAAUCUUGGUAAAAAGAUGGAAUCCUAUGAACUGAUUUCAACAGCCAUGGACUAAGACGAUAAUAGUAAGAUGCCUAGUGUUCCCAGUUUCAAUCACUAUCUGGUUAGGUACACAUAGACAAUGAUUUGGGAAGGGCAGACUGAUUUGCAGACUAGUGUCUGUUCUGAGAUAAUGCAGAAUGGCUUUUUUAGAAAGGUUCUGGUGCAUUGCUAACAGAUACAGAAAUGAAGGUUAUCAACAAGAUUGUAAGAAACAAAGAGGAAUUUUUUUCAUUAAUGAGGACUUAGAUUUUUGACUGAAUAUGAAAUUAAUUGACGUUGUGGUGUCUGGAUCUUGCAAUUUUACCUCCUCACAAGUGGUACUAUCCAUAGAAAUGAGUAUUUGUGAGGUAAACUAAAAAUCAGUUGUUUUAUAUCUUAGAUUACAUUGUUGCAAGACAAAGUGUUCAAUGCUUAGAAGCAUUGUUAAUGAUGUCAGGACUAAUUGCAUUAUUGUACUAGUCAUUCACUAAUACCCCUCAAUUUUGCUUUAUUGCAAAAACUCAACGAGAUAAGUUUAUACCACAAAAUUGGGUGGCAGCAGCUAUCGGUUUUGAAUUGCACCCUUCAGUCACACAUGUAAGUGUAUGCAAAUCCUAAUCCUCUGCACAAUUUUCAACCAUGGAAGCAAAUGUUUACAUAUAUUGGUCUUUGUACCUUGCUUCCAUAAUUUUAUUUGACAUUAUUACAUAGUCUAUAUAAUAAGAAUUGUAAAAUUUAUUCCAAUGAACUCCUACUUAUGAAGUGUCUCGACCUUUCAGUUCACAUUGGCUAAAUUUGGCUGCUCAUUUCUGUUUGUAAAUUUACGAUUUCUUAUGUGAAAUGUUUCCUUAUUGAUGGCAAUAUCGUUCUCAAUACGGCAGUGUGGCACUAUUUAAAAUUAACUCUGAAUGCACAUUAAGGUAAACACAGUCUGUGCAAUAAUGCUAAGCCUUAAGGAAUUAGGUUCGGAUGGGUUGGGUAUUCAAAAUCAGCAUUUAAAGAAAUGUGAGAAGAGUUGCUUUUCAACAGUUGAGAAACUCAAGCAGAGAUAUAAUCAUUAAACAGAUAUUUGAUUUGUGACUAAAGCCAAGACACAAACGAAUGCUGCUAGCAGGAGACAGGAACAUUUUUUAAAAAUCCAUGCGAUGUAGAUGUGAAUUAUUGCAUCAAGAAGAGUUGAUGCUUCAGUUAUGAACUCUAGUCUUUGUAACAAAGUUUUAAACAUUGGAUUUGUAAAUGACAUAGAACUAUUCAAGUGUUUUAAUGGGAGAUGUUCUGAGUCAAAUUCUUCUUGCACUGGCAUUUAAAGUCAUACCAACAGCAAUGUUCAAUUACAAUGUUAUAAAAAUAUGGUCUUAACAGCCUCUACUGUAUUAAUAAGAAAAAAAAUAGGACUUGCAUGUUAUAAUGUGGUUCUCAGUGCCAGACUCCAACAUGCCAUGGAACAGGUGCUCAACUGAGUGAUUAGAUAGUCUUGUUAAAGCCAGUAGCGUGACAUUCAUUAGUUGCAAAAGUCUUUCAGUAAGCAUUUUGAUUUAGUUACAGGCUGUAGAAUCGCAGAAUUUUGCUCAGAAUGUCAGUUAUAAAGAUGUAGAUAGAUAUUAGUUGUAACAGGAUUCUUUUGUGGACUCACACUGUUUAUGUUACAAAGUUACUGUUUGAAUUUAAAAAAACAAUGCAUGCAUGAUGCCUUUGGAAGUAAUGCAUGAUGUCACUGUUGUUUUUGCAACACAUAAUCAUUUUUAGGGAAUGAUCCACCACUGGUUAAUAAAAUGUAAGUGCAAAUCCCGACCACUAGUUACAAGCAAAACCAUAGCAUGGUAAAAGAACUAAUUAAACAUGAAAAUAUUAGAUUCCAGUUGCUAAUGAUAUAGAUAGGCUUGUGACUCCUAAGUGAAUCCACCUGUAGAGAGUAGGGUGAUUUUGUCAGAAUGCAAUCUUACCUAUUUAAUUCAGCAGACCAGAGCUUAGAUAAGCAAUUCCUAGACGGAAGUGGCUAGUAUUCUAAGAGAAAGGAUCAUUAAUGAAUAUUGUCAAUUUUUAGAAAUGGAUAGUUAAAAUUGAACACAUAUUCAUGGAAAUAGCUCUCUGCUGAAUGAGGGUUCAUUCCUGUGUUAUUCAAGGGGAUAGAAUAGAAAAGGGAUAGUCCCAUAAUACACAAAUUUAUCUCCAGCUCCUGUUGUGAGUAUAGUAGUAUUCGUCAGUUCACUUAAACUUCUGCCAAUGAUUCCUUCAGGUAAGGAAAUGCAGAUCAUUAUUAUGUAUUCAUUUUAACAACUCCCAUUUGUUAAUUAUAAAAAUAUCAUACUGGCAAUGAGCUGAAGGACAAAAUUUAGAUCCCUGCAUGUCAUUUGAAUGUAACUCUGUGGAUAGCUGAAAGAGUUGAGAGUUAAAUUUGAUUGUUCACUGGCGCAGAAUAUAGUUGAAGUAUCAUGAAUUUAAAAAAAGAUAGUUAAAGGAUAUGUCUAUAGCUCAUUCACUUUAAGUAACCCCCACUACAUCUGAAACUUAAAUGCAAGUAGCUUUUAUUUGCUUAAAGCUAAAUCAGCAUACAUACAAAUAGUGCAGAUUUACAUUGAAUUUUAAAGUUUGUCCAAUUGAUAUUUUAAUUAUCAAUCAGUUAAAAUAAAUCCAUUUGAUGUUAGCAAUAAAUAUGUUCACAAAGUAUUCCUUUGUAUGCCAUUUCAUAAAAUUUAUCCCACAGUUAAAGCAGCGAUUGUAUUGUUUGUAUGUACAUGUUAAUAAAACUUCAUAAUUUACUUUCAGUAUAUUACAGCUGUCAUAGUUGGCAGAUAUAUUACUUAUAAAUAAUUGUAUUUUCUUCAUAAUUACCUAAAUGUGUAUAUCCAUAUUCUUUAUACUCCAAUACCUUUUUUAACAAAAUUAUAUUUUCUCUAAACUAGAGUUAUAAAAUGUUAUUAUGAGAAAUGAGGAGAAUGAAAUGAUUAGUUAUAAUAAUUACUGUAUAUUACACAGUUUACAGAGAUACUGCUAUGUGAUGAUGCCAAGUGGGUUGCUUGGCUGUAAUUUUAGAAAUUAUCUCUCCACUCCCUCAGUAACUACACCCACCAACAAAAAAACAUCUGAACUUGAUUAUGAAAAAGUUUCUACAACUUCCAGCUUUUAGAGAAACCUGCAACUUCGUUAAAAAUUGUACAAAGUGAUUAUGUUAUCAGGGACAUAAGGCAGAGUAAUGGAAAUGUUUAGAUCCUUCACACAUUACCCUUUUUUUAUCAAAUUGGUCUGUCCUUGUAGAAUCGAGAUUUCUUCUGUCUGUUGGCUGUAAAAGUUCUACAUGAAAUUAAUUUGUGAAUCUUUGGUCCAUUUUCAACACAGGCAAAACACUAUCCUUAAAUAGUACAAAAUAUUGGCAUGAGAAAUGUAAAUGUGUUAUUACACUGGCACAGUAGAGGCUGUUUGGAACUCUGGCAUUUUGUCAGGCAAAUAAGAGAGCUUUAUCCUGCAACUAACCAGUUACAAAUGACCAGGGAACUAUUGAUGCUGUGUACAGACAUGCCAAAUUAGAUUAUAGAUCAAUAGAUUAUAUAAUAUUUCUAAUUCUUUGGCAUGAUUUUAACUUAGUGAGGUUCUCUUGAAUAGUUUAAGGAGUCACAUGUUGUAAUGAGGCAAAAUAAAUUGUAACAAUUAAGUCUUAAUAAAGAUAUUAUCAGAUGUCCAUAAGUGGACAUGAUGGGGAAAUUAGCUGGCAUUUAACUGUUUGCCUACACUUGGAGAUGGGUUCUUCAUCAAAAGCAAACAGAUGUUGGGGGUUGGGAUUGUUCUCUAGAAUAGGGAGUGCCUGACCUCUGCUGUUGUGAACCAAAGGAAUACUAUUCAGAUCCAUGAAGCUACAGUAAAGUUUAGAUAAAACAUAGAACAUAGACCAGUACAGCAUGGUACAGAUCCUUCCACUCAUGAUGUUGUGCCAGACUUUUAACUUACUCCAAGAUCAAUUUGGCUAUUCCCUCCAUUUUUCUUUCAUCUAUGUGUCUAUCUAAGAGUCUCUUAAAUAUCCCAAAUGUAUCUGACUCUGCUACUACACUUUGAUGGUGUUCCAUUCACCCACCACUCUGUUUUUUUUUUAAAAAAACCUACCUCUGACAUCCCCCUUAUACUUUCCUCCAAUCAUCUGAAAAUUAUACCUUCUUGUAUGAACCAUUUCUGCCCUGGGAAGAAGUUGCUGGCUAUCCACUCUUGCCUCUUAUCAUCUAUUAUAACUCUAUCAAGUCACCUUUCAUUCUCCUUCACUCCAAAGGAAAAGAAAACUCUAAAUCAUUUAACCUAUCCUCAUAAGGCAUGUUCUCUAAUCCUGGCAGCAUCCUGGUAAAUCUCCUCUGCAUCCUCUCUAAAGCAUUCCUCCUAUAAUGAGGCAACCAGAACUAAACACAAUACUCCAAGUGUGUCUAACCUGAGUUUUAUAGAGCUGCAACUCCAUAAAACUUUAGAUACUUUAGAUGGUUUAGAUAGUCUUUUAUACUUUGGAUCCAUUUUUGACAGGACUACAAAGUACAGCAAGAACUCAACUUGAAGCUGAGGCCUGACAUUACCAAAUUUCAUUCUGCCUAGUUUGGAAACUGUGGAGCCUUGCUUGUGUCUAGAAGUGCAGUAAAAGUCAACCACAGUGAGCUCAGUAUUGAACAUAGAUGAAUACAUUGCUACUUCAUUCUUACUCCUUUCUCAUUCAAUUUUACUGAGUUAGGAACAGUUAAAAUUUCCCAUCAUAAAAAAAAUUAUUAUUGACUUGCUCAAAUAAUAGUAAGGUUAACUACAAGAGGAUUCUAAUUCUACAUUUUAAAAAUGAGUAUUAAAAAUUACAACUACAUAGAAGCUUAAAUGAUUAUAUUAAUUGUAUUACCAGACCUUUGCUAUAACUUUCGUGCUCAAAAUUCAUAAUUGGAAAUAACUUACUGAACUUGUAGGCACAGAGGAAGAAAGGCGGCAGAUUGAAUAAUUCCAAAUAUUAGUGAAUGAUGGAUGUUCAGAUUAUAAUAUUGCUCAGCCCAGUAUAAUUUGUUCUCAAUAUGAAUCCUGACUCUGGUUAACUGUUAGCAGUGAUGAGAUUGUUUCCAUGAUUAUAAUGUUGAUAUUGGUCAAGGUAAACUCUCAUCAUUGCACUAGAUGCAAGUUUAGGUUGGACACUUUGAAAAAUCAGGUACAAGGACAAAUUAAACACGUUGGCUUCUUAAUGCAUCAUCAAAUUCUGUCUGACUCAGAAGUUGUCUCAAGAGAUUGCAAUGCAAAUAUAUAUCUAGCUAAGCCCAUAACUGCAUUAAUAACAAUGAAAGACCACUAAGGAUUUACAAAAUCUUCACUGUAGAUAUACAGUAGAAGUAAAAUAUCCUAUUUUUCUUGUCCAUCCUAAUCCAAAGAAUCAAGUCACAAACCUUCAAGGUACUCAGUCUGCUAUGAAAUAGCAUAGUUUUAACAAGACAAAAAUAUUAAGGGGAAAUAUAAUUUUGUCACUUCAUGCUGAUUGUCAAUGAUGUCUUCUGUGAUUUUAGUUGGAAGUGAACAACAGAUGGCCUCUAUAGAAAUGAGUUUCUUCCUGUAUUGAUAUUAAGUGCUAUGACUUGCCUAGAGUGGUAUAAUUCAUUUUUAUCAAUGAAAGAAAAUUCCAAGUUGUAUUAAAUCUAAUGUACUCACUGUGGUGAUGCUCAAGUUGAUUGUCCUAGUAAAGUUCUACCAUCUCCUGAAUACCACUCUCAAGAUUUAGCAUACAGUAUGUGUUAAUGUUUUUGUAAUGCAUUGUUCUCUCUAAGAAGGUUAAGCCUUUGCUGGAAAGCAGAAUAAGAUACUUCUUGGCAAAAGGGAAAUCUACUUGUACUUUAUGUUACAUAGGUGGCAAAUUACAGUAUUUACCAGACCUAUGGUUAAAAAGAUCAUAAAUCAAUGAAGAUAAACAUCUAAGAAUGACAAAAAUUAACCUCAUCCUUCUGAUGCAUUAGCAGUUUCUUAAUACAUUUCUUAUCUCACAAGUAUUUUUUCUACAGUUUGAGUAGCCUCCGACAUUUCCCAAAUUAAAUGCAUAUACUUAAAAAUACUAGUUGACAUGUAAGAACUGAUUUCCUAGGCUAGUGCUGUUGUUGUCUUCUGUGAUAAAGCCCAUCAAGAAAUCAUGGGUGCACUGCCUGCAAUUUUCUGAUGUUUGCAACUAGUAGCUGUGCCACCUUCCUCUCCCACUUGCCUGACACGACCACACUGCAACUGCUGUCUGAAUGAACUCUAGACAGAUCCUCUCCCAUUCUGUAUAGUUCCAAAUAAAUGUAAGCUUGGUGCUGUAAUGUUAGAAAAGAAAAAAAAAAUGUUCUUUCUAUUUUGUUUAUCAAAUUUAGACAUAAGAAUUUUGUAACUUUUGUGAAUGUUUGUCAAUGUUGUUCUACAUACAUUAAAACCGUCUUGGAAUUAAAAAAAAAGGUAUCAGCUGAUUUCCAAAGGUUAUUUUUUUCUUAAAGCUUUGUCAGCAUAAAGGAGACCAUUUGUCAUUUGUGUGAAACUGUGUUGAGCAAACCCAACCCUUCUCCAAACCAUUUAUAUUUUAAACAAUUAUAAUUAUGUCCACAAUGGAAUCCAUGGUCAUCUGUAAAGCUGAAUGCAAUGUCAGGCUAGGCAGCUGCAAAAUGGUUUGAAAAUAUUAGCAUUGUCAUCUUUUGAAGCUGAAAAUAUGAAAUAACCAAUUUUGGUUUCUUUGCUUAAAUAUUGCUUUUAAAAUUUUAAAUUUAAUCUUUUGAAAUGAAUGAUGUGGUCAAAUUCUAAUUUUUUUCAAUGGUUUAUAUAAACUCUUCCAUCACUAGUUUCAAGUUUAUAACUGGGAGCUCCCUCAAUGACCUUGUAGUACCCAUCACCGAACUAUAUUGAGCAGAAGAUUCUAGCUCUGUGGUGAAUAAUUUUUGGGGGUUCACUCUGUUAUUGACCAUGCAGAAAAGCAUGUACAGUAUAUGUGCAUAAAUAUACUUGCACAUAAAUAUUGAAUGAGGUAAAUUUUGACCAUGGCUUUAAUAAUUCCUAAAGGUGAAUUCCUUAUACAUUGUCAUGAACUAUACCAGAAGGCAUGAAAUAUUAUGCAAUAAGAGGCAAGCUCGCAAGGAAAACAAGAAUAUAGCAGAAAAUCAGGAAUUGGUAUUUUCACUUUCUGAGUCUGAGGGAUAGAUUGAGAACUUCAGGUACUUUCACAUCAGCAAAACAAUUAGUCUGUUUUAACCAGUUCAGGUGAUAAUUUGGCCAUUUCAAGAUGGUAAGGAGAAAAACACACUAAACUAUAUCAUAUAGUUUGUGCAUAUUAAUAAAAAUAUAUUGAUUAUGUGCCAGAUGAAGGAGUGUAGGAUUAGAGUCAAAACUCCUUUAAAUCAAAUAUUGUUUUUAAAUGUAAUAAGGGAUAUUUGACAGCAUUCUGUGAAAUAAUUAACAGCCUCCCAGUAUCUUUCCAUCUGAUAUAACUUGGUUUAUCUUUUGCAAUAUUGCUGCUUACUCGCUUUUCAGCAUUUUUAUGAAUGGCCUUGGGUGCUUUCUCGGCAUUUACUUUUCUGUGUAAAUAGGUAAUGACCUUUCUUUCACUGCUCUCUCGGAUUUAGGAAUUUUAAUUUCCAUUUUUAUUUUAAGGCCCUGUGUAUGUAUAUUAUAAUGUUUGUGGCUGAAUAAUAUUUUGUUAUAGUUUUGUACCUGUAUUGAAAUCACACAAUGUACACA
Molecule: messenger RNA, 14483 nt
Organism: Hypanus sabinus (Atlantic stingray)
Lineage: Eukaryota; Metazoa; Chordata; Chondrichthyes; Myliobatiformes; Dasyatidae
Gene: arhgef9a
Product: Cdc42 guanine nucleotide exchange factor (GEF) 9a
Exons: 14
Coding region: 437-3988 (1183 amino acids)
Molecular function (GO): protein binding; guanyl-nucleotide exchange factor activity
Source: RefSeq, a predicted model, not a curated record